Molecule: messenger RNA, 2634 nt
Organism: Eremomyces bilateralis CBS 781.70
Lineage: Eukaryota; Fungi; Ascomycota; Dothideomycetes; Eremomycetales; Eremomycetaceae
Exons: 5
Coding region: 329-2317 (662 amino acids)
Biological process (GO): regulation of DNA-templated transcription
Molecular function (GO): sequence-specific DNA binding; DNA-binding transcription factor activity
Source: RefSeq, a predicted model, not a curated record
UGGAAAUCGAGCCCAACGAAUAUCUCCGAGGUCAUAUACACUCCUUGGACCCGACCUCGUGAAUAGUUCUGCCAGACUCAGGGACAAACGGGCUUCCCCUUACCUUCCUUGACAUUGCGAUGAUAUAACGGGCCAUCUGAAACCGGUGGCACAUUUCUUUCUUUAUUGGGGCAUUCAUCCCUUGCUGCAGUUGCUCCUCAGUACGUCGGGAUUGGUGUCUCGUUAGCGCGCUGGGACAUUCCGGGGAAGUCUGAAAAAUUUGGUGUUUGAAGCCUUCAAGGUCCAGGAUUUACAUGCUUCAAGUCGGCUGAGAAGCAAGGUCGACACGAUGGCUUCAACGGCAGAAUCAAUCCGCCGAAGCCCCUUCGCAACGGAUCACAAUCACGGGCCGAUACACAAGUCAAUACCGAUUUUACCUUCGUCGUCCUUCACUCCCCCAGGAGAUCCAAUGGAUAUCACACCGACCAAUUCGAACGAUUCCCAAAGAAUGAGACCACCACCAGCUGCCAAUAGCCAAAAUGGCGAUCGACCUGCGGCCUCCCAAAAUCAGAACCAGCAGUCGUCGCAAAGUCAAUCGGAGUCUCCGGCGGCAGCUUUGGAUACACCACCCACUACGAACGGCUCAUCUUCUCUGCCAGUAGGUGCUGCCGCGGCUGCGCAGCAGCCUAAAGUUGUUCAGACCGCAUUUAUUCAUAAGCUAUACAAUAUGUUGGAAGAUCCGAGUAUACAACAUUUGAUUUCCUGGUCAAGUACAAAUGAGAGUUUUGUCAUGUCGCCAUCUAGCGAGUUUUCCAAAGUGUUAUCAUCCUAUUUCAAACACACUAAUAUCUCAUCCUUUGUUCGCCAACUGAACAUGUACGGAUUCCAUAAAGUCAGCGAUGUCUUUCACACCGGCCAGCCCGAUUCUCCAUUGUGGGAGUUCAAGCACGGGAAUGGCAGCUUCAAACGAGGCGAUUUGGUCGGAUUGAGAGAGAUCAAACGCAGAGCUUCAAGGCAUGCACUGAUCCAUCGAGAUUCGUUUUCCACUGCACCGAAAGUGGCGCCGCCACCACCUGGCGCCCAAGCCAGUGUGGAGCAUAUGCAAGAUCCGCAAGCCAUGGGAAAUGCACUCGAUUCCCGAUUACAGCAGAUGGAUCACACUAUGUAUGAGCUGCUGCAUCGUGCCAACCGCACCGAAGACAGCUACGCAUACCUUAACCAGCGAUAUCAAUUUGUCAGUGAUGGCUUGUUACGGUGCCACCAAGUCAGUUCUUUCCCCGCUCUUGUGUCGAGUACAAUUGAAGUUCGAUUUCUGACUCGUGUACAGUGGAACCAUGAGCUUUCCAGCUAUUUGCUCCACAUGAUUCCCGAUCCUGAGAAUCCUGUACACAAAGAUGUGACCAUGAUGCAGCGGGAAAUCGCCCGGCAGAUCGACCAGAUUCGAUCUUUUGACGAGCCUCCAGAACCCCUGUCGUCGUCUCGACAAACAUACUUCAACAGCCUCCACGACACGGGCCAAUCACUAUCCCCACGUCAGCUACCGCAAGAUAUCCUUGAACAGCGCCGCGGGUCCCUCACUGCUUCCAUCCCCCGACCGUCUCCAUUCCGCACUCCUCUCGCGCCUCACCUCGCCAUCUCCCCGCGUCGCUACGGCUCCAUCGGCUCCUCCAGCAACACGUACUCACCCUCAUCCGCCCGCACCCCCCAGCACGUGCCUCUACAACCCCCGGCACCCCCUACACAACACCCUCUCGCCACCUCAUCCUCCUCUUCUCCUCCCGCGAACCUCCCCCGCCGCCACACAUCCGCUGACAUCCGCCUCCACGGCUGGAACCCCUCCCUCGCCGGCCAACCCCAGUCCUCCCAGCCCCCCCUUCCACCUCACGCCCACUCCCCGUACGCGUCCGGCGCCAACUCCACCCAAUGGCCCUCCUCCCCCUCCCGCGCCCCCGUCGGCGACUCCGCCAUCCAAGCCACCCUCGCGCAAUAUGAACUCCCACGCGGCCCCUCUUCCACAAACCCGACCUCCAGUCUCGCUCGCAACGUCACGCCGCCACCCACGCUCUCCUUGACUAGCGACGGGCCCAACGGUCCGCCGAUGGACGCGCCGUUCGGGUCGAGCUGGCAGUUGCCGGGCGCGCGGUUCAACUUUAAGGGGUUCGGCGCGCCGGGUAGCAGCGGGGGCUUGGAGCCGCCAGGUGGAGGGAGCAUGCCGCCGACGAGGAGGAGCAGUAUGGCGAGCAAUGUGCAUAGUCUGUUGAAUCCGGCGGAGACGGUGGAGCGGGAGGGGGAGGAUGAGGGGGAGCCUGGGGGUGGGGCGAAGAGGAAGAGGGUGUAGACGAUGUGAAGUAGGUGGAGAGGUUGGAGAUGAGCGUUUUUAUCAGGUGAACUUCGGGGAUUUAUGUGCAUGGUAGGGUCAUUUCGUUUUCAUGUCAAUGUUGGUGAAGGGGCGUUCGACUUUUGUGCUCAUUGUUCAGUAGUUUUGGCAAGGGUAGGAGGCUGUUUGUAUUUUUGUCGCUCAUGGAUGAGGGCUUUGGAUGUACUAAUACCGAGUUCUUGGACAUACCUAAGUAUUUACGAUAAUGUCACCGGCAGGAACUGUGUCAGGCCAUCAUUCCCCUUCUAUUCUUUAGUAUCUCCCCCUGAAAAUCUUAG